UUAGCUAAGUAUUAAAAGGCAACCCUCCGGCCAAUUUUGUUCCUUCCGGAUUCCUUAGGUUAAUUUCACAAUCAUCAUGUCUAUCCCAGACAACUAUUAUGCAGUUGUUGAACCAUACUUGGGACACGGGAACAAGACAGGAGACAAACAAUACUUGGCACAUAUCCUGGAAUCCUGGAGCCCCAGCAUCGACCCCGACAACGGUAUCGGCUGGGCCCUACACUGGGCUAUCUUUCAAGCAGACGAUGCCGCUGUCCAGAUGAUGAUAGACGCUGGCGUGGACCCCAAUACGCGAGACAAACAGGAUCCCGGCUUCACACCACUCCUGGCCGCUUCGCAGCAUGGCAGACUCGAGAUGGCUCGUCUAUUCUGGGAACGAAUCGGCCCUGACGGACGCUUCAUUCCCAAAAAGAGAGGCCAACCUGGGCCCGACUGUUUGCAAAUCGCUGUCAGGAACAACCAUGCAGAUCUGACUGCCUACUUUCUCGGCGCCUGGGACGGUUGGAAUGACCAAGAGUUGCGCAGGGCGCUGCUUGACGCGGCAUCAGCCUGGUGUGAUGAGACAGUGCCACUUCUUCUGGCUCAUCCCGGCGCCACAUACAGCCCCGAGGUUAUCCAAGAUGCUCUGGCAAGGGCGGUCGGCAAGAGGAUGAUCCUCCCUGAAAGCGAAACAAAACCAGCACCAACCACUGCAGAUGCUAAAUGUCAGCAUCAGCUGGUCAGUCACCUCAUCGACGCAGGCGGAGAUCCCGACGGCGAGGACCCCCGUUCCCAUCAACCUCUCAUUCACGCCACAGUACAUUCACAUGAGUGUAUCGGCGGCCUCAGCGGCCUCCUGGAGAAGGGAGCGAACCCCAAUCGAGCAGACGCUCGCGGAAGGACCGCUCUUCACUACGUGUUCAGUCCACUCAGUCGUCAGCUCCCCAACACUACUGCUCUUCAGUUUCUUCUUCGGCACGGCGCGCUUCCCGAUCUCGCAGACGAAGCUGGGGAGACACCGCUCCACGCCGCCGCGAAGACGGGAACUUUUCCGCAGCUGCAACUCUGUCUUUCGCACUGCCGCACGCCGAAGUCGGAGAGCAUACAACUACGAAACUCUCACGGUGAAUCGUUGUUACACUAUGCCGCGUCAGGGGGACAGAGAACCGCGGUGGAAUUCUUGUUGAACUCCGGUCUGGACGCCAACGUGGCCAGCAGCAACGGAUGGACGCCUCUCCUGUGCGCCCUAUCUCCGACAGCGGGGAAGACCGCGCAUGACAUGUGCACUACGGCCAACUUUCUACUCCAGAAUAGCGCCAGCGCUGGUGUCGUGACGGACGAUGGAUGGACCACUCUUCACGCCUUGGCAUCUUGGCCAGCAGCGCAAGAUCCAGAUCUCAGGGCAGAGGUGGUGAACCUCGCGAAAAGACUCAUUGAGAGCGGUUCCCCCGUUGACGUCAAGUCGAGGGUCAUUCGGAGCCCGUAUACCACUUCAAGCACUCUGCACGAUGUCUGGGGUUUUCGUAUGCGAGGCUUUGUUCAGAGGGCUAUUCCAUCGGCACAGGAUUUGGGCCAAGCAGACAGCACUACACCGCUGGCAUGGGCCAGGAGAUGCAAAUCGAUGGAUGUUGUCAACGUCUUGUCGGCGCACUUAGCCUCGGCUGGCGGUGACAGUGCCUGAUUUCAGCUACUUGAUAGGCAUCCGCCUGCCUGGGAACCAACCUCCUGGAAAGGGAUCAAGGCUGGUGUAUCCGAGAUACUGCUCUGAGAUUUAAACAGAAGAAUUGUGAAAUAUAACAUAAUUUUCUCUCGACUGCCGAUACAUUGUUUAUAAAACUAGAAAGAAGUGCUUUCCUUUCCUCAACAGGCCGCUUACCUCGCCAGGUAGAUUGAAUACGUACUAUAGUGAAUUAGAAGAUUUAAACAAGUUCCGAGUCUCUUGAAGCUUUUCAUUCUCCCCUCGCCAUGUAUUUCAAGCCAGCUCUCAUGGCUCUCGGCCCUCACGCAAAGGGGUCUCGAGGGGUGAAGUCGUAUUGAGUUCCGUCAAUCAAGAAGUUGACGGUUUGCGUGAUGACACCCCAUGCCGGGUGAGCCAUUCCACCACGCAGUAGCAU
Molecule: messenger RNA, 2093 nt
Organism: Colletotrichum phormii
Lineage: Eukaryota; Fungi; Ascomycota; Sordariomycetes; Glomerellales; Glomerellaceae
Product: ankyrin repeat-containing domain protein
Exons: 1
Coding region: 77-1660 (527 amino acids)
Molecular function (GO): protein binding
Source: RefSeq, a predicted model, not a curated record